Leishmania mexicana MHOM/GT/2001/U1103 is the source of this 2073-nucleotide messenger RNA. RefSeq lists its product as hypothetical. Lineage: Eukaryota; Euglenozoa; Kinetoplastea; Trypanosomatida; Trypanosomatidae. The record is from RefSeq and is a predicted model, not a curated record. The transcript has a single exon. The coding region runs from base 1 to 2073 and encodes 690 amino acids.
AUGUUUUUUUGGGGCAGCUACAACUUUCAGGAGCCGCAGUUGUCGGAGAACCCCGACCGGCCGCCCCUGCGCUACCCCGGGUAUCUACCACCCUCCCUCGCCGUGCUGCGCCGCAGCGCACCUGCGAACCAAAACGCGACGGCCGCCUCUUCCUCUCUCCAGUCAGAUGCCGCAUCGGUGCAGGAAGCGCUUCGGAGCAUCACAGCACUGCGCAUGCAAGUCCACCAUAUCGCGUGCGGCGCGAAACACCUUGUCGCGGCCGUGAGCCUUGUGCCAGCCGUAGAAGCGGCACCCGCAGGCCACAGUGAGGCUGUGAUUGCACUUUAUGGUAUGGGAAACAACGAGUACGGUCAGCUUGGUCAUCAUGUGGCGAACUACGCAACCACGCUGACGCAUCUGCGCCUCGAGGACUUGAUGGAGGGCACCGUCGUCAGCGUCGCCUGUGGGGCUCGGCACACAAUCGUCUGCACCUCGACUGGCUGCGUGUACGUUACCGGUGACAACUCGUUCCACCAGCUGGGACUGCCUGGGCAAAUGGUGAAGCCGCUGCCGCGGGGCGGCACGUAUGCGCCAAGCUUCACCCAGCUCAAAAGCCUUGCGCAUGUGAAGGCGGUGUACGCCAGCGGCAACGCAUCCUUCGCACUCGACCGGCGCGGCCAGGUGUACUCGUGGGGUGAGUCCAAGUACGGCCACCUCGGGCACAACGACAACGGAGAGCGGCUCGACACGCAAACUCUCAAGACCGUCUCGAUAGACGUUGCCACGCCGCAGCUGGUGCGCUGGUUCGAACGCCACCGCAUCUCGAUUGUCGAGGUGGCUGUAGGGAGGUCGCACAUGGUCUGUCGUAGUGAGGAGGAUGUCUACACGUGCGGCGAGCCCUUUUUCGGGAAGCUUGGGCAAGGCGACAUCGACCCACGUCUCGAGCCAACGCGCGUGAAGUUCCCGCCGCGUAAGCAAGUGGAGCGGUUACUGAACAUCGCGGCCGGUGAUGACCACACUCUUGUUCUCAAGGAAAACCCGCUUAUCGGUACCGUCGUGUACUUCUUCGGCAAGCUCAACAACGGAGAUGGGCAGCUGCAGCCUACUAUUGUGCAGUUGCCAACAACUGCAGUGCGGUCGGUGAUGGCCGGCCGCGGCACCUUCUGCGCCGCCAUCACACAGGAGGGCCAGCUCUACGUCUGGGGGAAGCACGCUUACACGAAGGUGUACAACGGCACAAGCGCGGCGGCGUCACGCACGCAGCCCAGCAAAGUGCAUCUGCUUGAGUCGUACUCGAUUGGCGGGGCGGUGUCAGGGGGCACGUUUAUGGUCGCCUACGCCGCUGCAGGGACUUUUGUGCGGCCUGUGUCCGACCCCGCCGCAGCGGGUAGCGGAAAGGUCGAGGUGAAGGAGGAAAGCGGCACAGUGAGUGCGGAGGCCGUUGCGGCGACAACGGCGGCGCGCAGCUGGGACGUCGUCGUCCCGCACGACGCUCGUGUCGGUCGCAAUGGCCUCGGCGAUCCCGAGGAAGAUUACGAGGAGGGUCUCCGCGCUCUUCUGCGACAGUACCUAGGCCCCGCCUUGGGGAAUGCCUACGUGGCGCAGCUUCCGGCAGCACCCCCGCGCACUGCUGCCCCAGUGUAUCAGUUCGACCACAUCGCUGUCAAGGACUUAAGUCGUGGGCAGAAGGUGCGGCUGUGGAUGACGAACAUCUACGCUCUUGGCACAAUCGUCGACGAGCUUGCUGAUCAGCCGCCAGGUGCGUCUUCCAGCCAGGCGUGCGAGGCAUCCACCUCCAGCGACGCCGCCGCCACGGUCGCCCCCAGCGCACCCUUUCAGCAUAAUAAGGGAAGCCAGGCGGGUGCUCCGACGCAGUCAGGCGCGGCGGCCGAGGAGGAUGACGAUAACCACUCCCCGUCAUCGCUCAAGGGGAAGCGAGUGAAGGUGGAGUGGCAGCGCGACGACUGGGACGACGAGGUGGUCACGCUCUACUCCGAGGACGAAACGCUCAACGAGGAGAACGUGAACCGUUGGCAGCCGUUCUGGUUUGAGCAGAAUCCCGACGGCGAGUACGUGGUUCCCAAGAGUAAGUGA